AUGGUAAACAUCUAUGCCAACGCCACCAGUAACUAUUUUAAUGUCAUUCACUCUUUAUGUUCUUCUCAAGGGACCACGUGGCUUCAUCAUCAUCAUCAUCAUCAUCCUUGUGAUCAUCAUGUCACAAAGGUACUGAGGGAGAGUCAGCUCAGUACAAAAGUAGAGAGUGACGACCAGCAGCACAAAUCUGAAGACAAAAACUCCAGCAGCAACACGUUGUCCAGCAACUCGUGGAGCAGCAGCAGUGAGUUCAGACACUCUGAGCAGCAGGGCCUUACCUACAUCGACGGGGCAUCAACAGACAGUGGCAUAGACUCCUUCUCCGGUAUUCCCCUGGCCAUGCCUCCUGUUUCUACGGCUACACUGGUCCUGCGAGACAUCCAAGAGGAGGGACCAGAUCGAGGACUGACCCAGAAAAUCAACCUGACAGCUGAUGGCGAUCUGGGACACCUGAGUGAGAACUGCAGUCUGUCCAGACUUCAGCUAUGGCUGACCACAGAUCUUCCGUUCAGCUGUCGUCCAAUCAGAGAAGUCUUUGUUAGGAUGAUGCAGUCCGACAUCACUGCAGGUGAGAAG
This is a messenger RNA of Morone saxatilis (striped sea-bass), 576 nucleotides long. RefSeq lists its product as uncharacterized. NCBI's taxonomy places the organism in Eukaryota, Metazoa, Chordata, Actinopteri, Moronidae. The record is from RefSeq and is a predicted model, not a curated record.